Harpia harpyja (harpy eagle) is the source of this 6841-nucleotide messenger RNA. It is a transcript of the gene SPAG17, whose product is annotated as sperm associated antigen 17. Gene Ontology annotation, biological process: epithelial cilium movement involved in extracellular fluid movement; axonemal central apparatus assembly. Gene Ontology annotation, cellular component: axonemal central apparatus. Lineage: Eukaryota; Metazoa; Chordata; Aves; Accipitriformes; Accipitridae. The record is from RefSeq and is a predicted model, not a curated record. Bases 55 to 6675 code for a protein of 2206 amino acids. The transcript has 48 exons.
GGCCGGAAAGCCCCGUCGCUAAGGAGCGGAGGCGUGAGGCCGUUUUUAUCCGCCAUGGGCCCGAAACGGUUCAAGACCGGCGGGGUGGCCUCGGCGGGGGCCGCGGACAGGAGCUGGGAGGCCGCGCUGGUGGCUGCCCGCCUCCAGGAGGAUGACUGGAAGCCUAGCAUCGCUUUCGUUGUUGGGACCAACGUUGAGGAUGAAAUCCACACCAAGGCCCUGUCUCUUGCUGUGCAGGUGCCACAGCGGAAGCUCUUCAGCGUGGUAACACGUGAAGACGUUUUCAGACAGAUCAGAGAAUCUGGAAAUCAAAAGGGAAAAAAGGUUAAGGAUGUGCCUAUGUUCUAUGAGGUGAUAGAAGUAGCCAAAGCCAUUCUGGAUAGUGGUGAAGAAAUUCCUGUAACGCUAACUGGAAAGCUGUUGAAAUUUCAACUGCUUUGUCUCAAACAGAAGGACCUUCAGAGGAGAGAAGCUGAAAAGAAGGCAGAAGAAGAGCAACAGAAGGAAAAAGAUGGAGGGAAAGAGAAAACUAAACCUCCUGGCAAGAAGGAGAACCUCCUUAGCGCCAAGACAGCUGAGAAAGAAAGAAAAGGAAAAAAAACAGACAUAGGCCCUCUAGCACCAGUCACUGUUAAAAAGGACACCCAACUGAAGCGACGGGGAGUAGUAGAAGAGGAAGACAAAUACAUUGAUGAUGAACCAGAUGAUGGUGCCCAUCAUUACUUUAUAAUUUUGGAUUUCCACAACCCUCAGCUGUUGCCUGUGAUGUCCGAGCUUGGGAUUAACAUUUCAAGUGUAAUUAGAAUUUCUUCUGAGAAUUAUAAGCCGUUGCAGACAUACUUGGAAGAAACUAAACUUCAGGGAGAAUCUUUACUUUCACCUGAAGUUGUAGAAGCAGAGAAAAGAAAGAAAGAUGAAGCUAUCAAAGACCUGGAAACAUUUUGGAAAUACCUGGAGCCAGUUCUGAACAGUGGAAAGCACGAAUCACGUCUCUUUGAUGUUGCCAGACUUCAUCACCUAGUUAAGGAGAGUGCCUUUCCCCCUGAUUGGUCUGACAGAGAAAUGCUGCUUGCAUUUGGCACUGCGCUGUUUGAGAGCAUUGCUUGUUUAAUGUAUGACUGCCUGGACUGGAGAAGACAGCAUUGUAACUACUUGGAAAACACCAAGUUUAUUAACGUGUCUGCAUUAUCAGAGAGCAAAUCGACACAACCAUCUGUAACUGAGGUGCAACCAGCAUCACAGCUUACAGCUUCAAAGAAAAAAGGGCAAGCAGAAGAAAUUCUGCCAACAGUAAUUUUGUCACAGGAGGAAGAAGCUUCUUUUUUGGCUACUUCUGUGGACAUGAGGUAUUACAAUGACUUGCUGAGUCAGAUUCCUGAGGAAUACUUUUCUGUACCCUUAAUGCUGAACUGCAUGUUGGAACAGGUUAUUGCAAGUGAAGAAGACCUUACACCACCUAGUCUGGUGGUACCAGAGCCUCGGGCAGAUGGGCUACAUCAUACCAUUGCAGAUCAUAUGGCCUCUCUCCUUCCUUCUCUUUCACUUCCUGAGAGUGAAAAAAAGAAUCUAUAUGACUACUUUUCUCCUAAAUACAGUGAAAAAAAGACUGUCACCCCCAAGUACCCUCUCUUAUUUAACUACCAUGAUACCCUGGCUCAACGGUUGCACCUGCUGAAGGUCCAGGAGAACUUAAAUCCAGAAAAGAUUGAACGUGAAAUGAUGCAUAAACUGCCUCUUACAGAACUUAUCCAUUUCACCCUUCCUUCAACUGAAAACAACACUAAACGCUUGGCCAGAGUUCACGAGCUCAUGCAUUAUUGUACCAGUGAACUUCUGAGUUGGGCUGAAGUAGAAAGAGCCUUCGGAGUGUUUACUUUUGAAAGCCUGAGGCUGACUGGGCUGAGUGACUCUGGUCUCCUGGAGAGCUCUGGAUCUAUGGUUGGAGGUGAUUCUGAAGUGUCUUAUAUCCCUUGGGAUAAUCCAGCCAGGUUUGCAAGACAGCUGAGACAACUCUUCCUUAUGGAAAAGAAGCUUAAUGGGAAAUCUCCAAGAGGCUCUGGACAUACAGAAACAAAUGGCAAAGGUGGAAGAGAUGAUCUGACUGAUCCUGUUUUGAACAAAGGAUUAGAUCUUCUUAUUUCUGAUAUGGCAAGUGUGAGUCCAGGAAAUUGUGGCCUAGGACCAAGCUUAGAAGAAAUAAAAAAGUCACAGAGGCGUUGUUUGACAGACUGGAGUUUCGCUGAGCAUUUUCAACCCCAUGUUCUUCUUCAGGUUCUUCAUACUGCAUCCCAAGAAUAUAGAUGUAUUGAUUCCUUUUAUCAUGCCCAAGAUAAGUCUUUGCUAAUGGUUCUUCACAAUCCUAUGAAUCAGUAUCGUUUGUGCCAAGAGACUUGGGAUAUUGCAUUGCACUCUAAUGUUGGAUUCAGGAACUAUCUCGAGCUGGUGGCCAACUCAAUUGAAGACUGGGUGAAAGAGGAAGAAGUCAAAUACCAAGAAGAGAAGAUGGCUAAGGAAAUAGAGUCUCUUAAACUGGAAAAAGCCAUGGCAGAAGGACCUUCUGAAUUGUCUGCACGAGCUGUCAAAAAAACUGGCUUCCCUAAGAAAGCCGAAAGCAGCACAUCAGGACCUGAGAGCGUAACAGAGACCAUUCCAGAAUCUCAAUCCAACAAUGAAAAAAGUCCUUUUGUCAGAGAAGGUUCUCUAAAGGCUUGGAAGGAGGAGCAGGUCCGAUUACUAGAGGAAGAACAACUUAAGGAAGAAAAAAAAGGAAAAAAAGAAAAUUUUGGAGGUAAAAAGAAAGGACAGGAGAUAAUACACGAAGAAAGUAAAGGUUCCAACAAGAAAUCUUCCGAAGAGAAGUUUGAAGAUGAGCCAGCAAAAGCCCCUGAACUUGAGGAGGAUCCCAGCAUCCCAGAACCACAUUCUGAGAAAGUUUAUAAGUUUCUUGGCUACAAUACAGGGGAGGAUCUCAUUCAAGUAUCAGGAACCAGUCAAUAUCUUUUCCCAUCUGAUGGAGGACAGAUUCAAGUAGAGAAGAUAGAGUUUGUAAAAGGUCUAACUUUGGUAAAGGUGAAAGUGAUAAAAGACAACCACAAUUUCUUCAUUCAUAUCACAGACCCCAAGAAGAACUUAAAAGAAAUCGAAGUGCAAGAAAUUAAUGAAGAACAGAAAACUAGAUCAGGAAAAUUGAAAAAUCAAAAGAAAGCUGUGAGCAAGUUUGGAUCUUUUUCAGCCACCUUGGAAAAUGGAAUCCAGCUGUCCCUGAGCUAUUAUGGACCUACAGGGAAGACAGCAGAUGAUAAAACAGAUCCUGUCUUAGCAAGAAUUCUGGAUGUCCCUUCUGUUCAUAUUCCGACUAUAAUUUCUCCUGUUACAUCAGCUUCAGGAAAAAAAGAGAAGUCCGUCAAACAAAAAUCAGGAAAAUCUCUGUCAUCUGCAAAAGCAAGCCAUGGCAAAAUAGGCCCUCCACCAUCUGAUGACCCAGUAAAGCAAGAAGAAGGAAAGAUGGAAAUGGAAGAAUCAGCUUCCCAAGCACAAGUGAUGUCAAAUGCUCGUGCUUUCCCAAGUUUGAACGUCUCCUGUCCCAAUGGACUGGUAUUAACUUUCCUUGGUGAAAGUUUUGGAGAUUUGAAAGGUGAAGCCACUACAGCUGAAGCUAAGAAAGAGGUGGUAAAAAAGAGUGAGGCCAAAACAGAUGAAGCCAAGGAAGAGGAGUUUGAGAAAGGUGAGGCCAAAGCAAAUAAAGCAAAGGAGGAAGAGGUUAUGGAAAGUGGAGAGAAGGAACAUGAGGUUACAGAAGGUGAAAUAAAGCAUGAAGACACCAAAAGAGAACAGGCCAAACAGCCUACUCUGGAUAUUUUGGUUAGACAGAGUUAUCCCCAAAAGGUAAAGAACUCUCAUCUCUAUACAUCUGUGGCAAGGCAAACAGAACAAGAGGUGUCAAGAGUCAUCACCAGUCAAGGAACUGUCAUAAAGUACAUGAUGGAUGGAUCUACCCAGAUUCUGUUUGCUGAUGGCACAGUGAGUAGGAGUCCUGAUUCUGGCCCUGUCCUACCACCACCUACAAUUCCAGAUAACGUGCAACCGUUACCAGAAUCGGAGCCUUCACCUGAGACCAGCACUAAGAAAGGGAAAGGCAGUGACAGAAACAGUAUAUCACACCCAAACAAGGAUGAGUUCUUUGAAAAUACUGUGCAGGGUCUGGUUAAUUCUGAGCAACCUAAGGAGAACCUGGCAGGAACCUGGAUAACAACUACUCCAUCAGGCAUUCGAGUGGGCACGGAGGGAGGAAAGAGAAUGGAUCUGAAACCAGUCUUAAUCUAUCAGGCAACUGACCCAGCUGAUGGAACGGUUAUGACUGUACGAGACGAUGAAGUGAUAAUUGUUGAGAAGCUGGAUGGCAGCAGAGUAGUAGAUCAUGCUGAUGGUACUAGGAUCACAACUUUUUAUCAAAACUGUGAAGAACUUUUUGUACCAGAGGAUAGUGAGGAAACAGAUGAACCCUCGGAAGCCAUCACAAGGAAGGUGAAAUGUAUGCAAGUAGAGAAUCCUGAGUUUGCUACUGUUAUAACAAAUUGUGAGGACGGUACCUGUUGUACCAUCUUUGGAGAUGGGACUUCUAUUAUAGCAAAGCCACAGGGAACAUAUCAGGUUUUACCCAUGAAGACAGGCUCUCUUUUCAUUGAUGAAGAUUGCUCAGCAGUUUAUACCCAUGAAGUUUACAAUUUCAUCAGCAAGAAAGAAGAGAAACAAGCAGGGAGAUACAUUAUGAAACACACUUCCAGCACUAUUUGUGAGAUGAUGGAUCCUGAAGGAAAUCUUUUUAAGGUCAUGGCUGAUGGCAGCACAUCUGUGUGUGUUCCUAGCAUUGGCUCUCAUGACAAGGAAGACAGAAGUUCGGCAUCAGCACUCCCAGAAGUUAACAAACCUAUCGCUUAUGAUGAGCAUGUCCCCAGGUUCUUCAUUGUCUACACGGAUGGUUCUGGAACUGAGCUCCUGCGGAGCAGGGAUGUACGCCGGUAUCUUGCCGAAGCCUGUAGCGAUCCCGCUGCUGUUGUCUUGCAGGAUCCUGUACAAGAACGUCCAGGUGUUUUAAGUAUUACUAUCCUCCGCCCUUUGGCUGAAGAAUCCCCCUGGGUAAUGAAGAAAGAACCAGAGAGUAUUGUUCCUCCAAAUCUUCAGUCAAGGACCUGGGACACAUUUUCUCCUCUUGAGAGGAAGAUCACAGGUCCCUCAGUCAGAACACGUAGUUGGAGAGGUCUCUGCAUUGGAUCCAAAGAGCAGACGUGCUUGCCAGUACCUGUGCGAAAAUGUCCUAAUAAACUGCAAAUCCGUCAGCUAUUCCAAUAUGAGCCACUCAGUGAUGAACUAAGAGAAAAGCUGCAGCUUUCCCUUAAGGAAUAUAUAGACAACAUUUUAAAGCAGGAAAAUGAGCUGGAAGAAAUGAAUGUAAAAGAACCAAGAACAGAAGAGGAAAAGGAGAACGCUGCAAGUCUCCUUGAACUGGUUACGUCCUUCCCUAACUGGGAGAAGACAGCUGAAAAUCUCAGUGAUAGAGCUCGCAUAACUGAGCUGUAUGAACAGGCAGUGGCUUCUCAUCGCCAGUGUCUCACAGAGAAGACGAUCACUAUGCAAAGAGAGGACCAACAGCAGAGGUUCAGCCCAGAAGGAGUAACACCAGUGUCCAAGUGGCAGAGCAGACUAGAAGAGCACAGGAAGGAACUUGAUGAAGAAAAGAAGUCCUUAAUGGCAAUAAGAAACAAAAUAAUUCCUCCGUAUUUUGAAUCAGAAUUCGGCAAGUUUUUCCCAAAAAAGUUUCCUGAUGUGGAAGCACUGUCUAUGGAACUUCCUCCAGUUCGAAAAAAAGAAAGUGGGAAUUUCCCUCCAGAGACGAUCAAAAAACCCAGUAGAGCAUCUGAAUGUCUCGAUACCAUGAGUGAUUCCUCACCUUUACCUGGUCUUCUACUGCAGGCUCAUUCCAAACAAAAUGAAGGUUCCAGCAGCACAACAGACCUAAACAAGGCUGCAAGAUCACAGGAGACACCCUUUCAACGUAAAGUUCAGAGUCUGCUGGUGGAUGCUGCAGGACAGCCAAGAAAAGAGAAAGUGAAAUUACCGUCAUCCUUUCAGGGGAGAAAACCAAACUCCAUACCAAAUAAAAAGGUGGAAGAUCCUGUCGCAGGAAACGUCAACACAUCUUCUCUUGCAACAAGAAGACAGCAUCUUAGUGGCUUCCAUCUCAUUCCACCCAGAGUGAUGCUUGGAGUGCUAAAGGAAGGCUGCACCUAUGCAGCCACUGUGAUCCUGAAGAAUGUUGGUGUGAACUUCUCAAGGUUUCGGGUAAAGCAGCCACCUCCACACACAGGACUGAGAGUGAUGUACACACCAGGACCUGUGGCAGCAGGCUUGCAGGUUGAACUGGAGAUAGAGAUUUUUGCCAUGGUAACUGGAGGGGAAGAUGCUGGUGGUCUUGAAGAAGUUUCCCAUGAUAUUGAAAUAUUAACAGAAACAGAGACUCUGCUCCUACCUGUGAGAGCAACUGUGUUAACCAAUAACAUUUAUGAGUGCCGCCCACAAGGAUACCCCCAGGGUGGGAUGGCAGCAACAGUCCGGGCAGUUCCCGCAAGCCCCAAGCCACGGUUCCGGAUUACACUACCCCGAAAGCUUUCUAGUUAAUGUCAGAGCCCUAGAAGAAUAACAUGAAGAUCAGCAAUACUGAAAUACCCAAAUUGUAGUCCAGCGUUAUGGAAACAUCCUGAUGUAGACUUUUUCAUUUAUUUAAUCAGAUUAAUGUGAAUAAAUAUUUUGUCUGUCUCUUAUUAAGGGGAAAGGUGGUCCAAAA